This is a messenger RNA of Vicia villosa (hairy vetch), 1812 nucleotides long. RefSeq lists its product as uncharacterized. The transcript is spliced from 2 exons. The record is from RefSeq and is a predicted model, not a curated record. Bases 39 to 1391 code for a protein of 450 amino acids. Lineage: Eukaryota; Viridiplantae; Streptophyta; Magnoliopsida; Fabales; Fabaceae.
UUCUGGUAUCAUCACCUGGUUAAAACCUAAGGGAAAAAAUGAUGACCCCAUAUAGGGGAAGAGGCCGCGGCUAUGGCCGUGGUGGAAGAGGGAGUAACAAUAUGUUACCCCAACCUGAAUCAAACAUUCCUCUAAUAGGGGAUUGGACUACAGUUUACAAAGGAAGAAAAAUGCAGCAAUUACCUGCAUCUUCCUCAAAAAAGGAAGAUAUUGCUUCCUCAUCUAAUAAAAAUACUUCCUACAAGGAAAUUGCGGUUAAUAACCCACCUCAAGAACAACUGGAUUAUUUUGAAAAUCCAGUAACUGAAAAAAUCAUGUAUGUUGAUGAUGAAGAUAUUAAGAUAAAUCCAAAUGAUGGAUGGUCUAUCAAAACAAGAUACCUCGAAUCACGAGGAUAUCCAGGUCUUCAUGGAAAAUCUAGGCCUCACCUAGAAAUUCUUUUGACUGUUACCGAAUCGGUAACAAUAACCCAUCACUACCAAAACAAUAACCCCGAAAGUUUUAUAAACUUCAGUAAAUGCCAUAUUAAUAAAAUCUUGUUACCAAGAGAAUGGGGUCUCAACCCAAAUGGUGAAAAAGCAAUAAGAAUUGCUGAAGGAAAGUAUAUUUACUUUAAUUAUUGGGACUAUGUCCAAGCUUUUACUCAAGCUUUUUAUUACCAAAAUCCUAAGAAUAAGCAUUCUUGGUUCUUCUCUAUUAAUCCAGAAUUGAUUAAUAGACCAGUACCAAAUUGGUUUUAUGAAUGGUGGACAAAAUUUGGUCCGUCUUUGGAAAUUCUACCCAAAGAAUUACUUGACUUGUACAACCCCUGGUGUGAUAAUAGUCCACUUAUCAUAAAUAUUUUAUCUGAAAAUUUAAUCACAGGACAAUGUCCGUUUUUAUUCUUUGCCAAAUUUCAGAUUCCUUGGAUAUGGAGGUGGUCUAUCACCAUGUCUCAAGAUAAAUUCAAUAUUCCCAUUUUAGAAAGAAAUUUCUUUUAUAAAUGGUGGAACAAGAUGAGUUCCGAAGAGAUCCAAAAUAAAAUUAUUAUGAUUCAAGCAGCCAUAGCUGAAGAUCAAAAUAAAAAAGCCAAAGAGCAAAAUUCCCAACAAAUGUCCAUGGGAAAUUUGAAGAAUUUCUUCCAAAGAAAAUAUCCAAAUGAAACAGAAGAAGAAAUUAUGGUUAGAACGCUGGAUUAUAUGAAGAAUCAGUUCUUCUCCACUUUUCCAACAAAAACAUCAAGAGAUGAAAAUUCAUCUAUGAAGACUAGCUCUUCUAUGGGAUCCAUGGAUUCCAAUAAUUUUGAUUGUUUGGCAGGAGAAACCCAAGCAGAGGACCCUACUGCUGAAGAUUUUUGGGAUGCCAUGAUUCAAUCCAUGGCUCAAAAGGCAAAGGAUAAAGCCAAAAGAUAGUAGAAUCUCAAGACAUAUAGAAAUGGACAAGAAAGCAUCUUUUCUUGUCGGCCAUUUCAAAAACCAAGUCAAGAUGAGAAUCUUAUCUUAUGGGAAAAAACAAUGCUAAAGACAAAAGCAAAGAUAGGAAGGAAUCUUAUCUCGGUAGAAGGCCCAUGCAAGCAUCUUUUGUUGGACCAUGCAAGCAUCUUUUGGAAUAGUAACAGAAAAUUUCCUGCUUUUGUAAGAUAGUUUGUUUUUUGUGAAUUAUUAUUGUGACGAUGGGGCCCAAUGUGUACCCGGCAUUAAUAAUUCUUCUAUGUUUUUGUAACCGGCUAUCGUAGGUAGCUUUUACCGGCUUGAAUAGUAAGCCUUUGUAUCCCUAUAUAAAGGGAAUAUCGUUUCGUUUGUAAGCACGCAAUUUUCAAUAAUAUAACAAAGU